Haliotis rufescens (red abalone) is the source of this 1537-nucleotide messenger RNA. RefSeq names its product G-protein coupled receptor Mth2-like. Gene Ontology annotation, biological process: cell surface receptor signaling pathway; G protein-coupled receptor signaling pathway. Bases 36 to 1121 code for a protein of 361 amino acids. Gene Ontology annotation, molecular function: G protein-coupled receptor activity. The record is from RefSeq and is a predicted model, not a curated record. Gene Ontology annotation, cellular component: membrane. Lineage: Eukaryota; Metazoa; Mollusca; Gastropoda; Lepetellida; Haliotidae. The transcript has a single exon.
UGGAGAGGAUAGGGUUUGUCCUUGAGUACAAUAAUAUGACUGCUGUUCUUUCAGAAGCCAUUGUUUGUGGUAUUCCUCUAAACUGUGAUUUCAACAUUCUUAAUCGUUCCGAUUUUGAGCUAGAUAACCUUAAAUUAAAAGCUAUACACUCAGACCUGGUCCUUGAAGAAGAUACUUUCUUCAUACAAGAAGAAAAGGUAUACGCCUGCAACACGUUCAACCACUCUCGAACGAGGCGCCACAGUCAAACAUUCUUUAAAUACGACCACAUACAGGGUAUUCUGAGCCAUGUGACGUCUGGUGUUUCCUUGGUCAGCCUACUGAUCACACUGGUCGUGUAUUCACUGCUGCCUGAGCUAAGAAAUCUACCCGGUCGUCUAAUCAUGUCGUUGUCUGCCUCCCUUCUGGUAUCUCAAACCCUUCUACUUCUCAUCCGUCAACCCACUGGAGUACUGUGUCAGGCCCUAGCAAUAGCUCUGCAUUUCUCUUGGCUCUGUUCCUUCAUGUGGAUGACGGUCAUGUCAUUUAGUGUGGCUAAUACUUUCCAAAGCAAAACAAAACAGGCACUGGCUCAGAGGACCAACAAAACGUAUACACUCUUCAGUCUCUUUGCAUUCGGAAUUCCAGUAGUGGUUGUUGGUGUCUCGGUUCUUAUUGAUGUCCUUGAUGUCCCUGGUAUAGUUAUUGGUUAUGGAGUAUCAGGAGUAUGUUGGAUCUCUAAUCCAACAGCAGCACUCUUGAUAUUCGGACUUCCAGUUGGUCUUAGCAUUGUAGCCAACACAAUAGCUUUUGUCGUUACAUACUACAACAUUGACAAGAGUCUGAGACUUUCAAAGAACGUGACAAGUACUGGGAAGGACAAAUGCCGUAUCCUCAUCUACAGUAAGCUGUUCAUCAUAAUGGGUGUUACGUGGGGAUUCAGCUUCAUUGCAGGAUUUGCUGAUGUAAGAUCCCUUUGGUACAUCUUCAUCAUUAUGAACGGACUUCAAGGUUUGUACAUAUUAUUAAGCUUCAUCUGCACAGACAGGGUUAAAUUAAUGCUAAGACAGAAAUUUGCAGGCAAGGAAUCGCAACAUGACAUGACUUCGACUGUGUUCACAAGUACCGCAACCAAAACAUAAGACUGGGGAGCAACGUGUUCUUCUCCAUUAACUGAAAAUGUCGAGCUCGAGGGAUCGUAUGAAAUCUUCGAAAAUGGGGAUGUCGAUACAUAAUGAUACAUUUUUUUGUUUUUGGUCUGAGAAAGUUACAUGGGGAUGAGAAAUAGUUGUAAAAAUGUGAAUAAACUUUCAAAAGAAACUUUGACCUUGCCUCACAUAUGCAUGCUUAUAUGCGUACAUACGACGUACAUAAAUAAUAAUUAAGAUAUUUGAUAACACGUUCAUAACGGUCAAUUAUUACACUGAACACGUUUGCGUAAAUCGGGCACAAUCAUCAGAGGGAAACGCUCUGUCGUACAGUGGUUUGCCUGACCUCACCUGCAGCCGCUAGGAGGUGAAGGGCAGGAUACCGACCCAUUUCCCCAAACAGUAUUUCG